Nothoprocta perdicaria is the source of this 1585-nucleotide messenger RNA. It is a transcript of the gene TMEM221, whose product is annotated as transmembrane protein 221. NCBI's taxonomy places the organism in Eukaryota, Metazoa, Chordata, Aves, Tinamiformes, Tinamidae. The transcript has 3 exons. Bases 1 to 882 code for a protein of 293 amino acids. The record is from RefSeq and is a predicted model, not a curated record.
AUGCCCGCCGCUUACCCGCAACGGACCCUCGCGGUGCUGCUGCUCUUCGGCACGCUGGCCGCGGCCAUGGCCYUGCUGGCCUCCAGCCUCAUCUUCCAGCUGCCGGCGGGCCGGGCCGGCCUCGGGGCCGGUGCCGGGGCGCUGCCGCCGGCCGCSGCCGCGGUUCUGCUGCCGGUGUCGGCCGUGCUGGCGUCGCUCUGCCUGGUGCUCAACGUGAGCUGCCUCCUGCUCUGCCUCCUCCACGGCUACUUCAGCACCGAGCUGUGCCGGGGACAGCCCGGGACCGAGCGAGCGGACUGGUUCCUGCUGGACAGCCGGAGUGUCCGCCACRCUGCCCUCGGCUUGUUCUGCUGCGGGGUCUCCGUCUACCUGACAGCUCUCGCCAUCUACAUGCUGCUGCUGUUCGAGCCGGAGGCCGGCAUCGCCAGCGCCUGCAUCCUCUCCUCCGGCAUCGUCGUGCUGCUGGUGGCGGUGACGCACGCGCUGCUGCGGGCGUCCCAAGCCUCGCGCCGCAGCGGCUCCGAGGCCUCUCACACCCUCUACGAGAAUGCCGCCGCCCACGGUGCCGAAGCCUCCGCCAACGAUCCGAACAGCAAGAGCGCGGCUGCGCCUUGGCCUGAGAUCCGCCGGGAAUUCUCCUUCCCUCCUUGCCUGGAGCGCAAAUCCCAGCUGGACUCCGCCGCCAGCAGCGAGCUGCCCUCCUCAGGGCCUCAAUCCGAGAGGGAGAGCUCCAAGCUGCCCCGCAUGCACAGGACGCUGUCGGCAGAGUCAGGGCUGCUGCAGCUGCAGGGCAAGCCCUGGAACGGCGUCACRCAGGAGAUGAGGAAUGUCCUGUCAUCCCGGAAACCCGCGGCCUCSGGGAAGGAUUCCACGCUGGUGUGAGGGGAGAUGAGACCGCUCUGUCCCAGCUCAGCGCAGCAGGGCCAGGACUUGUGGUUCAGUAGGUCACGCCAGAACCCACAUGUGGAGGAGCCUCAAAGGGGGCUGGCUGCUUUUCCAUCCUCUGCCCUCCCGUGUGCUGGGACCUUGGUCCUCUCCCCAAAUGUGGCUAAAUUACCCUCCUGGGGAGCUCAGAGARCAGACAGAGCCCUGGACGACCAGUCUGUGCAGCCACAGCCCCAUGCUCUGCACUUCUGCUGCAAAGAUGCAACCUCCACUGAACCCCAAAGUGCUUGGCCGCCUGUCCCGAGCCUCCAGGAUGAAUACUUAAGUURCAAGCCCUUUAAAGUGAUCUCCAAAGCUCCGUGUACAGCUCUGCUUUCCACUGUUUGACACAGGAUGAAGAACAACCGUUUUUUUGAGAGCAAGACCAUUUCUUUUGCCUUUGAAAAAAAGCUCUAAAUCUGCAUGUCUUUGUUUUGCUCCCUGCCUUUUGAAACACACAGGCAGCAGGCUCCAAGACCCCCCCAGCCCAAGCGAGCAAGACGGGGAAAGCUUUAGACARAACUUUCAUGCUUUUCUUUUUAUUGUUCUCACUAAAAACCAAACUCAGCAACUCUGGCAAACACAUGAAAAAACCUCUCCUUGCAGAAUGCCUCCUGAACAAGGCUGAAGUAUGUCCACUUCAGGUCCUUUUAUACRGUCC